Molecule: messenger RNA, 462 nt
Organism: Kickxella alabastrina
Lineage: Eukaryota; Fungi; Kickxellomycota; Kickxellomycetes; Kickxellales; Kickxellaceae
Exons: 1
Coding region: 172-336 (54 amino acids)
Source: RefSeq, a predicted model, not a curated record
AGACAUUUCCCUUUUGUCAGAGUCAGCGUGUUUUCCCCCCGAACACACUGCUACUGCCGUUGCCGUUGCUGUUGCCAUUGCUGUUGCUGUUGUUGUUGUUGUUAUGUUUAACUUGACUUAAUCAUAGGAUCACAAUACCUCCCAUCCGCAAUCAGCGGAUCACCCGCAAUUAUGCUCACCUGUUUUCUUUGGUCCUUGGCUUUUUAUUUUGUGUGCCAAGGACUCAGGACUUACAGAAAAAGACCGGCAGAUAGCCGAGAAAACCCACCCAGCGGGAUUAUCGCGCGGAGCACGGAAUAUGGAGUAUCUCCUCAGGGGGGGGGUUCUAGCUUUUAAGAGCUCCACUGGGUGAGGGAGUGCUGACCAAAAUGCACCUACCUGUGCACAGGAGAAGGCUUUAAAAAAUACCUAAAAUUCUAUUAGCGUAAGCUUGAGAGAGAGGGGGUGGGGGGCAAAUGGAGC